CCGCGCUGCUCACAGAGCGGAGCCAUGACUGCGGACGUGGCCGUGUCUCUGUCGGUGCUCGCGGUGGUGGUGCUGCUGAGCGAUGCGACCCGCCGGUUGCUGGCGCGGGCCCUCCGGGACACCGGGCUCUCACCGUACGCGGCGGAGCUCGUGUCCACCUUCCAGCUCUGCUGCUGCGCGCACGAGCUGAAGCUGCUCUCAGAGGUCGGCGGCAUCCCGCCGCAGCUCGCGCUCACCUUGACGUACGUGACGUCCGUGGCCCACGGGCUCACCUUCAGAGGGGCCGUGGGGAACCCCUGCGGCGCGCUGGAGCACGCGUGGCGCGCCAGGUCCGCGGGUGGGUGCGCAGCGCGCCGGAUCGCGUGCCAGUUCGCGGCGGCCGUGAUGGCGCGCGCGGCCGUGCCGGUGAUCUGGGGCAUGGGGCUGUCGGGACUGCACAGCCGGCACAAGCUGCUCGGGUUCCGGUGCGUCAGCGCCAUCCACGCGUCUCUGCCCGGGGCCGCUGCCGUGGAGCUGAUGUGCGCCUUCGCUGUUCAGACCGUCAUCACGCACACGCACUCCGUGGAGGAGAGAUACCGCGUGCACGCGGUGGCUGCUGCCAUCACAGCCGCGGUCUAUGCAGGCGGCGGUGUGACGGGAGCGGUGUUUAACCCGGCGCUGGCCUUCUCUACACAGUUCCCCUGCAGUGGAAACUCCUUCCUGGAGUACUGCUUUGUGUACUGGUUGGGUCCGCUUCUGGGUAUGAUGAGCUCAGUGCUUCUCUUUGAUAAACUCACGCCAGCGUUUUCACAAAGACCGGCGCCUCUUCACCUCCCGCUGCGCACCAAGAAGCAGACAUGAGCUCUGCAGGGCGGCAUGUUUACCAUAGAGCACAUCAGAUGUAAAUCCUGACAGAUCUUAAGUUACCGCUCAGCUUCUUUUUCUAAACAACACUUCAGUUUAAGAGAUGUUUAAAAAUAUAAAUUAGAGCAGAGACAUCAGGGUGAGUUAAUGUUUGAAGCACAACACUUUUAACCUAGAAUGAAGCCGUUUAUAGACCCGUUUACUUUAAAAUCCAGUGCAGGUAGAGGUCAGCGAGGUUUUGCCCAGUUUAUUAACAGGAAAAAACAACAACAAUGGUAUCUUAUUUUCUGAACAAAUUCAGCUAAAACAUUAAGUAAAAUCCUAUCUUGACAAUUUUAUAUUUACAAUGAAUUUCUAUUUGGAAUGAAAAAUAUUUGGAAAAUAUAGUAAAUAUUCUUAUUUCUCUGGAACAUUUUAAACAAAUUGUUUUAAAAGAGAAGUGUAACCAGUCUUUUUUCCUUGUUUUUAUGUGAUAUUCCCAUAGAACCGUACUGUAACCGAAUCUUCUGCACAAUCCCAUUUAUUUUUUGCACAGCUGUUAACUGGUUGCAUGUUCUCCAUGUGCAUGCGUGGGUUCUCUCCAGGUACUCCGGCUUCCUCCCACAGUCUAAAAACAUGACUGCUGGGUAAAUUGGUCUCCUAACUGCCUUGAAGUGUGAGUGUCCCUGUGGGGACAAACAGGUUGAGAUGAUGGAUGGAUGUUAACUGGAUUGCAGUCAAAUAAAAACAUGAAAACAUAAA
Molecule: messenger RNA, 1584 nt
Organism: Fundulus heteroclitus (mummichog)
Lineage: Eukaryota; Metazoa; Chordata; Actinopteri; Cyprinodontiformes; Fundulidae
Gene: aqp11
Product: aquaporin 11
Exons: 3
Coding region: 25-840 (271 amino acids)
Biological process (GO): transmembrane transport
Cellular component (GO): cytoplasm; membrane
Molecular function (GO): channel activity
Source: RefSeq, a predicted model, not a curated record